This is a messenger RNA of Fomitopsis serialis, 1188 nucleotides long. RefSeq lists its product as uncharacterized. The coding region runs from base 1 to 1188 and encodes 395 amino acids. Lineage: Eukaryota; Fungi; Basidiomycota; Agaricomycetes; Polyporales; Fomitopsidaceae. The transcript is spliced from 3 exons. The record is from RefSeq and is a predicted model, not a curated record. Gene Ontology annotation, molecular function: heme binding; monooxygenase activity; oxidoreductase activity, acting on paired donors, with incorporation or reduction of molecular oxygen.
AUGAUCCAAUCCACCAUGUCCCCGUACUAUGCCUAUGUCGCCUUCGCCCUUCUAUGCACGUCCUAUGCUUGUUACUACAACUACUGUUCACGGAGACGCAAUGAUCUUGUGAGGCUGACCAGCCUCGAUGACAUCGAACACCUUCUAUCCCCUCCCGUCUCCCUCACUGCCCAAUUGCAAAGCCGAGCGCUUGCCAAUGCCCGCCUGAAGCCAGCAUUCGGGAUUGAUUCGACUUUCGUGAAUGGCGACCUUGCCGCUCAUGGCGCAUUCACUAGAUUUGCCAUAAACCUCAUUUCUCCGCGCAAUCUCCCCUGGUCCCGCCUCGCUGACAUCGCCAAAGGUACAGUAACCGUUCAACUGUGCGACCGCGGUUCCAUCCCUUUCGACACCCUGGUACGACGACUCGUCAUGUAUGUGAUCCUCGUAGGUCUAUUGGAAGAAUACGUGGACGAGUCCGCCAUCGCAGUGGACGACAUCGAUCUGGUCACUGGCGGGAUCAACGAGCUGUGGGCCCUGUCGAAGACAUCCACCUACCGUCCGGAUCUUCUAGAGGAAGUCAACAUGCGCCUGCGCUGUUGGCUGCCCAAUAUGACAAACCCAAUGGAGAUUAUCAUCCCCACAUACGAGACGAUGUGGAGGGUCGUGGCAGUUGCCACGGCCCUGGGGCACGAUAACACCCAGGCUAUCCCGCUCUUCUCCGCCCUCCUGCAGCAGCCCACGACUGAGAGAUACCGCCAAUGCACUGACGAUAGUUUCAGCGCGGACGCAUUUAUGCAAGAAGUCCUGCGCUUGUACCCUCCGACUCGGCGCAUCUCGCGCGUCGUGCCGGUCACGACCUCAUCCAUACUCUCCAGAUUUUGCCCUCGCCUUUUCACUCGAUACAUAACUUUCGCCGCGGACGUGGAGGCGCUGCAAUGUGAUAGCCUGUGGGCCAACUCUCGCAGAGAGUUUGACCCAUCUCGCCAUCAUCUGCAGCGCUCCACGGAGCAGCAGCGGAAGACUCUCCUUGCCUUCGGCACAGGCAAGUUGACGUGCGUCGCGAAGAAUUGGGCCCCGCAGGCCGCCGCCAUCAUGGUUGCAGCCAUUUUGGACCAGGUCGGCGCUGAGAAGGACUUCGCACUGGAGCCCGGGAAAGCGAUCGGAGGUAGAGAGGGAUGGGAGGGGUGGUUCGUACAGAGGAGGCUAUGA